CAGGGAGGCGCAAACCCAGUAAUUUCUUGUGGGGGACCAUCAUCAGCCAUCGAAGUCAAAGUCUUUUCGUUCAGUUCAGAAUUAUUCGUAGUUCGUAGUCUCUCGUCGUACGAGUUUGAGUUGGCGUGUGCGCGUUCAAAACCGGAAGCCCAACACCAGACAAUCGACAAAUCGCUAUCGAACUAGACAUCUAGUAAGCCGGGUGUGCAAAAAGUGCCGAAGGAUUUUUUUUAUACGAAAUACUUGCCGGUUUUUGAGUGGAUUAAGUAUAUAUUUUGGUCCAGUUCUUCUGAAGAAUUCUGCAUAACCAAAAAUGAACGGAGUCGAACACCACACCAACGGAGAGCUGAACGGUUGCGGUGAUAUAAUCACACAAAAUCAACAAAAAGGAUGUUGGACUAUCGGUUUGAUCAACUCCAAAUUUCGUUAUUUAACAGCAGAGUCGUUUGGAUUCAAAAUCAACGGCAACGGUACCUCAUUAAAGAAGAAACAAAUAUGGACUCUGGAACCUGAUACCACAGGAACUGGAGAUAGUCUAAUCUAUUUAAGGUCACAUCUAGGCAAAUACCUAGCCGUGGAUUCUUUCGGAAACGUCACGUGCGAGAGUGAAGAAAAAGAUCCCGGUUGCAAAUUUCAAAUCAGCGUGGCCGAAGACGGUACUGGCAGAUGGGCAUUACGAAACGUUGUCAGAGGCUACUUUUUGGGAUCGUCCGCGGACAAACUAACCUGUACGGCGAAAGUGCCUAGCGACGCCGAAUUUUGGAACGUCCAUUUAGCCGCCAGACCCCAAAUGAAUCUCAGAUCGGUGGGUAGAAAACGUUUCGCCCACUUAUCGGAGAACCUGGACGAAAUCUACGUAGACGCCAACGUUCCCUGGGGAGAAGACACUCUGUUCACGUUAGAAUUCAGGUUAGACGAGUCCGGAAAAUACGCAAUCCAUACGUGCAAUAAUAAAUAUCUUUCAAUGAAUGGAAAAUUAGUGGAUACCUGCUCUAAAGACUGUCUAUUCACAGCCGAAUACCACAGUGGUCAGCUAGCUCUUAGGGAUCGUAACGGACAGUACUUGAGCCCUAUUGGUUCUAAGGCUGUUUUGAAAACUCGUUCUAACACAGUCACUAAAGAUGAGCUGUUCUCGCUCGAAGAUUCGCUGCCGCAAGCCAGUUUUGUAGCAGCCUUGAACGCUAGAUUCGUGUCGGUCAAACAAGGUGUUGACGUAACUGCCAACCAGGAAGAGAUUUCUGAUCACGAAACCUUCCAAUUAGAAUUCGACUGGAACACGAAGAGAUGGUACAUCCGUACUAUGCAAGACAGGUACUGGACGUUGGAAACUGGAGGUGGCAUUCAAGCCUGCGGUGAUAAAAAAUCAUCCAACGCUCUGUUCGACCUGUCCUGGCAAAACGACGGAUCCGUAGCCUUUAGAGCCAAUAACGGUCGUUACGUCAUCACCAAACGUUCCGGCCACUUAUACGCUACCUCUGAGAACGUAGACGAUACUUGCAAAUACUUCUUCUACCUCGUCAAUAGACCUAUCUUGGUGCUGAAAUGCGAACAAGGCUUCGUGGGUUACAAGUCUUCUACCAAUCCCAAAUUGGAAUGCAACAAGGCCACAUACGAGACCAUCCAAGUCGAAAGGGGAGAGAAAGGAAUUGUAUAUUUUAAAAAUCACAACGGAAAAUACUGGCACGCAGACAGCGAGGCCGUCGCCGCAGAAUCCGAUACGCCCGAAGGAUUUUAUCUCGAACUCAGAGAACCAACGCGCCUAUGCAUCAAAACCACAAACGGAAAUUACUUGACGGCGAAUAAAAAUGGCGGCUUCCGUAUAGGCGAAAGUAAUAUCGAAAGCGCCACCCAGUGGGAAUAUUAAGCAACUCGCGAUGAUGCAAUAUUUAUGUUAUUUAUAGAGGCUCGGUCGAAAUUUCGAUGAAAGAAUGUUUUCAAUUUUUUUAAGUAAGUUUUGAUGUUCAAAAAUCGGUGUUUAAAAACCAUUCCAGUAGUCUCUAGAUUGCCCUUAAGGCAUAGACCACUAAACAAGUGUGGAAGAUUAUUUUAGGUUAGUUUAGACAAUGACCUUCUAUGAUUAGACUAGAAAUUCGAGACUGACGUUUUGAUAAUAACAUAUAAAUGUACAACCUACAAAUUAUAUUAGUAAAUUUGCUGUUUAACAGUAUUUAAUUUAAAAUUAAAUAAGCAGAACUAAAAAAAUAUUAAUUCAAUAUUGACUCACUUUCCCUUGUUUAUUUGUUCGUCUAGUUAUAGAAGGUCGUUGUUACUUUGUGAUUUGUCAAAUUUGAACUUUUUCUUUUAUCGAUAUUUCGAAGAAAACUGUUAUAUUUUCGAUUUAUUUUUGAUUUUUGUGCACGUUAUUUUCUAAAGUUCUAUUUAUUUAAUGUAGUUGAUAGUUUUUAAUACAUAAUGUUUACAAUUAAGUAUUUAAUGUGAUGUAUAUCAAAAAAAAUUACUUUAUAAGUAAGAAUACCCCAGAGUAACACUAGCCAAAAAAAGUUGUAACUGCCAAGAUUCCAUGGCCUUCAUUUUUUUACCAAAAUCAUUGUAGUAAUUAUUGUAUAUACUCAUAGGAAGCCUUUUUAUUUUCGAAUACACAUAGUGAAUGAUUAAAAAGUGUACUUUAAACUUUACUGAUGUGUAAUAUACUUUGUGUAUUCUAUGUAUUUAUAAGUAUAGAUAUUUUUACAGAAGGUUUUCCAGCACUGUUACGUUUUUUUUAUGAUUCCGUCCUUCACAAUUUAUAAUACAAAUAUUUUCUCUUCUAACAUUGAAAUCUAGAAUUACUACAUAUCUUAUAGUACAUCUAAGAACCCUAACUUGUAGUGCUACAUAGUUCUCAACGUAGAAAUAAAUAAAAUUCCAAAAUUAAAGACCAUUAAAAUAUAAAUUUUAGAACAAAUUUUGAAUUUCUGUCAAUGUCAAUCUAAAUAUAUUAUUUUUGGAUUAGUUUAUAAAAUUUGUAGAAACAAUUGCAUUACCUACUCAAAAAAAAUGUAGCUCUUAAAUGUAGGCUAAAACGGCAACACCGCAUUGGUCACUUGUCAGCAUUUGAAGUAAAGGAUGUUAGAAAGAAAACUUUUGGUUUUGUAUCUAAUGAAGGAUGUAUGAAACGUUUUCCUGGACAUAAAUCUUGUCUAAAUACCAGUUGAUGCAUUUAUUACAUAAAGUUAGCCGCUCAAAGUUGAAAUAUACCGAUUAUUUUUUACAUAUCCUUAGGUGUUAAGGCUUUUUGCAAUUUUUUAUAGUCUUGUUGUAUUUUCAUAGCUUUUUUCUAGCGAUAUAUAAAUGCGGGUUGAGCCCUUGAUAAUUUUUUGUAUGAUGAAUGUAUAAUCUUUUUGAAAUAAAUAA
Molecule: messenger RNA, 3354 nt
Organism: Psylliodes chrysocephalus
Lineage: Eukaryota; Metazoa; Arthropoda; Insecta; Coleoptera; Chrysomelidae
Source: the annotation of a GenBank genome assembly